UGAGAAGCAAUGCAAAAUUGAUGAAACCCUAGCUUUUUUGUGCUGUCGUCAAUUUUCUUCUUUGGAACAGUUUGUGCUUUCGGGUUUAGGGUCGCUUCCUCAAACAAGCCCCACCUGUGUAUGAGGCAGCAACCUCUAAUUUAAAAACAGAGAAGAUGUUUUCUUCUCUACCUUCCUAAGUGGCAGCCUCAGUUUUGGAGCCUCGAUGCGGCAGCAAAAGAAAUCCCUCUUCUCUUUGUGCUCUAUCCUUUCUCUCUCCCUCUCUCCUGUUCUUGUCUGAUUUAUGUACAUCGGAUAUUGAAAGUUCAAGAAUACUAGCAACAUGAUUAAGAGACGCCCGCCAGAUCCAGUGGCUGUGCUGAGGGGCCACCGUGCUUCUGUUAUGGAUGUUUGCUUUCACCCAUGCAGAGACAUUUUAUUUUCUGGAUCAACAGAUGGAGAAUUGCGUAUAUGGGAUGUGGUCCAACACCGCACAAUAUCGUCAUCUUGGAUCCAUAGUGCAGCACAUGGGAUUGUUGCUGUUGCGGCCACUCCUUUGCUUGGAAGCAACAAAGUCAUCAGCCAAGGUAGGGAUGGAACUGUUAAAUGUUGGGAUAUUGGAGAUGGAUGUUUGUCCAGGAAUCCUUCAGUUACAAUUAAGACAAACUCUUAUCACUUUUGCAAAAUUUCCUUGACGAAAAAGGCUUGUGACUCUCAAAGGCAAGAGGAAGCUCAAGGUCCAAAUUACGUAGCUAUGGCUGGGGAGCAGUCUUCCGAGGUUGAGAUUUGGGAUCUCAAUACUGCAGAAAAGGUGGUCCAGUUGCCUCAGACCAGCUCUUCUGGACCAGGAAGUCAGUCAACAAAAGCAAGAGGGAUGUGCAUGGCUGUUCAAACAUUUUUUCCAUCUGAGUCACAAGGAUACUUAAACGUCUUGUCUGGUUAUGAAGACGGGACAAUGGCAUGGUGGGAUUUGAGGAAUCCAAAACUUCCCUUAGCAUCACUUAAGUUUCAUUCAGAGCCAGUUCUGAGUUUGUGCAUUGAUGGAUCGUGCAAGGGAGCUAUCUCUACAUCUGCAGAUGACAAAAUAGUGCUUUUCAGUUUAUCUUCUUCAAUGGGAUCCUGUGUAGUUAAGAAAGAGAUCACUUUGGAUCGACCCGGCAUAGCUGGAUCCUCAAUUCGUCCAGAUGGUAAAAUUGCUGCAACAGCUGGGUGGGACCAUAGAUUGAGGAUAUACAAUUAUCACAAUGGAAAUCCUCUGGCAAUACUAAAAUAUCAUCACGGCAAUUGCAAUGCUGUUGCAUUUUCAAAUGAUAGUAAAUUAUUGGCCUCUUCUUCAGAAGACACAAUGGUGGCAUUGUGGGAUAUUUAUCCUCCUCGGGCAGUUAACUAAUGUUCUUCAGCCAUAAGGUACAAACCCAAUUCCAACACCUUCAAAUGAGAAUAGUUUUAAUGCUAUAGAAGAACCUAGUUUAAGUUCCCUUUGAGAUUCAUCAGUUGUUUAAACUAAUAAAUGAAAUUUCCUUUCCAUUUGGAGUUUUAUUUAAUAUUAAUCACAUGAAUGAAUUGAAUUA
Impatiens glandulifera is the source of this 1550-nucleotide messenger RNA. Its product is annotated as protein DECREASED SIZE EXCLUSION LIMIT 1. The transcript is spliced from 13 exons. Gene Ontology annotation, molecular function: protein binding. The record is from RefSeq and is a predicted model, not a curated record. Bases 323 to 1369 code for a protein of 348 amino acids. Lineage: Eukaryota; Viridiplantae; Streptophyta; Magnoliopsida; Ericales; Balsaminaceae.